Messenger RNA from Amborella trichopoda, 9359 nucleotides. NCBI's taxonomy places the organism in Eukaryota, Viridiplantae, Streptophyta, Magnoliopsida, Amborellales, Amborellaceae. The record is from RefSeq and is a predicted model, not a curated record.
AUCUUUCAAACGUUUAUAUUUCAAAAAAAAUCAAUACAAUGAAAAAAAAAAAAAUUUCAGCCCCUAGGCAGGGUGCAGACCCUGGGCGCUAGGUGCCCACCUAGGCGGCUGCUCAGGGACUGCCGCCCAGUUUGGCCGUCGAGGUUUGGGCUAUGCGUCCAGACCUUCUGGACCGCCUAGGCAGCCACUUAGGUGUCGGGCGGUCUGUUUUUCUGAACACUGUCAUCGAUAAAUGUGCGUUCAAAAAAUUAUGCAUUCAUGGACUGUAUAAUCACAUUUGACUUCAGGUCCAGAAAUCUAUAUGCUUUGUUGUGUUUAGCAUAGCCCACAAAACACACGUAACAGAUAUAGGUCCAUGUUUGGGUCUCUUAAGGUUAAAGAACCUUAUUAAGGCUGCACAACCCAUUUAAAAUGUAAUAGGCUGACAUUAAAGCCUCUCCCCAUGAAUUAGUAGGGAGGUUUGAGCUGAUGAGCAUGGGGUCACAAGUGUACAAAUUUUCCUUUCUGCUAAAUGUUCUGUUGGGGUGUAUAUGGGGUAGUAACUUAGUGAAUAAUUCCAGUUUCUUCACAAUAUUUAACGAAGCUAGUGGAACAAUAUUCACAACCUCUGUUUCUUUUGAAAACCUUGGAUUUCUCAAAUACUCGGUCUUUGUUUCUAAUUAAAUAAAUGUAGGUGUAUCUUGAGAACCAUCAAUGGAAGUGACAAAAGUAUUUCUUCCCACCAUGGGCCUGUACUUCUCUCAUAUCACAAACAUCACUAUGUAUCAAUUUCUAUAACCUGAAACUUCUUUUUGCUUUAGGAAAGGGUUUCCUUGUAUUUUUUAUUGUAUAAAUACAUCAAAUAGAGUAUUUUACAAAUUUUCACACUUGGGAAUAAGGUCUAAAGUGCUUAUUUUCUUCAGAGCAUGAUAAAUUGAUAAUUAACGUGACUUAGCCUACCGUGCUGUGAGGACAGAGAAUCAAGUAUAUACACAGAAGAAGAUGUACUUGCUUCAUUAUGUGCGCUGACUUUGAACAUGCCUUCAGAUGUAUAACACAUUCUUGCAAAGCCACCAUUCUUCGACAAGAUGAUCUUGUCGGACUCAAAGACAAGUUUAAAACUCCUUGUUUCAAAAGGUGUGCGGGUACCCGAUUUCUCCAGACUUUGGGGGCAUGGUUCACAUCCAGAAGGGUGAGGACUUUGCCGAACAUGAAUUUCAAUUCAAUGUACCUUUACCAACUACUUAGAGAAAGAAUUGCCCAUAUAAAGGACAAUGUCCUUCCCCACCAUUUCGUAAGUCCUAAACAUGUUCGUGUUAAUACAGACAUGUUUGGUGGCUUUUGCGUCAACCCACCAUUCUGUAGUGCCCUCUACUACAUUAACUUUUGAGAUGAUGGCUACAAAUCUUUCUUUGGCUACACUGACUUGUGCAAGUUGCUUCUUUCAAAUUCAAUAGAAUUUCUGCACAUUGCUGGCUUUCUGCAAAAAUAGCAUUACGAAGGGUUUCUUACCUUCGUCUUGAGUUGUCUUUGACAUUGAAUUUUUGUUCUUCUUUUCUUCUUUCUUUUCAUGGGUUCGAUUCCUUUUUGCUAUCCUUGGCUUGGUUUUGUUGGGACCUUCAACUACGUGAGCUUUAGCGACCAUUUGAGACUUGUACUCUUUCAUAUCUCAAAGUCUGGUCUCCUCUUCAGUUCUUAAAUAAGUCAUUAACUUUCAAGGCUCAAAUUUGUUGACUUAUGCAUCAAUGUAUUUUUGUAGUCUUUAUAAGAGGGUAGCAAGUUUUCUGCUAUUGCACCUACAUGGAAGCACUCAUCAAAUUUAAUAGCAUUUGAUGCAAGUUCAUUGGCUAUAAUCAAAAAAUCAUGGACCUGAGCCAACAGUGAUCUCUUCUCUGCGAUACUUCUUUCUUCCAACAUCCUCCAACUCAUAUUUUGCUUUCAGAGUGUACCCCAGAUCCUUGGCAAUUGGCAUGCCUGAUAUAGAUAAAAAAAAUGAUCACUUGCCCUUUACAUAUAUAGUCAUCUUUGGGCAUUGUUGUAUUUCGAAGAUCGUUAAAAUCACAUUUUUUCUGAUCUUGCUGUCAAAUUGAUUUAGCGGUCAAUAGGUCUCAAUUUAACAUGGUAAAAGUAAGGUCAAUGGACCUCAAUAAAAUUAUGGAGAAAUCAAUCUCCUGAAAUCCCCUGCUUCUCAUGGCUAACUGUGAUGAACCUUUGUUAUGUUUUUCUUCCUUAAGGAAAAAACUUGUUCCUCACACUUUAAACCGUUUUAUAUGAGUGAGAAACACGUGCACACACAGACACACACACACAUACAUAUAUUUAUAUCUCCCAUAAGCCAUGGGAAAUAAGGAUAGUUCAAACAUUUAAUAAAAAAAAAUAAUUAAAGGGUAAGAAGCCACAUCAAAAGGAUGUGGGCUUCAACCCAUUCUCAUUACCUUCUCACUAACAUAUUGAAAAACAAAUAUAACACAUGGGACAAAAUCAUCAAUAAAACAAUAAUAUAUAUGAAGAGGGCAUGGCCCACUAGACUAGGAAGAGAGGUUGCUAGACCAUUUCUCAACGGCGGUGAAGUGUUCACUGCGGUCAUUCACCAUGGUGAAAAGAAACCAGUGAAAGAAAAGAAACUGCGGUGAACAAAAGAAAGGGCGAUGGUGGUCGAUGAGGACCACAACAAUUUAAGUGGUCCAUCAAAGAGAAAAGGAAAUAAAGCAAGCUUUGAAACAAAAAAUAAAUUAACAUUGUGAAAGGCUAGGAGAUUUGAUGGAGGGAAAAACUAUUCUUAUUUUUUAAUUUAUUUAAUAUCAAAGGAUUUAAUCUUUUUGUUUUAGUCUUAGGUUUUAUUUUUAAGUUCUUUUUAGGGAGUCUAGAAUUUUUUAUAUUUUUUAGGAUUUUAGGAGAUGUUUAGAAAAGUGGUUAGAAUACUUAUGGACUUAACUUGUUUUAUCAGGGGUACAAGUGUCAUUACAAAUUUUAUUCUAAGGGACUUAUGGGACAUUUUUAUAAAAUUUUACUUAAAGUGGGGGCAACUUUGGUCUUUUUUAUUAGUGUAGUACAUGGACAUGGGGUGUUAGGGUUUCUAACACUUAUGGGGUGUGAAUAGUAAGAAUAGAUUGUGAAUAGUGCCAGCAAGCCUAUCUACGGUUUUGGGUUCACCUUUUUGUGUGAGGAAAGCCAGGUCCCUCCAAAUCUGGUGUGUUUUGAUGGUUUAUUGAACUAUUUUUUGCCUCUUUUCUCUAUUCUCUGGUAUCAAGAUCCUUAUGGUUGGGGGCUCCAUCAGUACAAUGCAUAUUUUAGGGUUCAAGAUCCCCAAAUACUUGUGAUCUUGAUGCCGUCCUUUUAGGGAUCUCGAUUAUGACCUUUUGCAAUCUUGAUCCCAGUUUUUUAGGGACCUUACUCCCAAACUUGAAGGGUAUAAACAGCCGAGGACCAUAUAUACUUGUUAAAGUAUGGAUCUCUUUGUUUAUGGCUAGUGAACAAUUAAACUACACUUUAAGGAUCAAGAUCCCUAAUUGUGGGGAUUGAGAUCUCUAAUAAUGGGGAAAAUUAUCCGAAAAUUUGAAAAUUAAGAUCCCUUUCCUAGAGUGCGAGAGCAAGAUUCUAGAGUUGGAUCGCCACAUAGGUGGGAGGUCCCAGUAACUACGGGCCAGAUUGGGUUAAUUAGCCGGCCUACGUAUCAUAAUGGGUACCAUGUGAUUCAAUACUUGUUUAGUGGCCUCACAAGUUUGUGACCUAGUCAGAUUGGUGUGGCUUCUAGGUCUGGAUCCUAUUGGUUGGACUAGUUGGUUCGUUUUAGCUUUUAUAAUAUUAUUAUAUAAUGCUUCAAUAUAUUGUUACUCUGACAUCCAACUAAUUUCACCCUCAUCAAAUUGAAAGCUUGAGAAUGAUGAUUAGAUGGUGUAAAUAUCUCAUUGCAGUGGCUGCUCUUUUGUGAAUUUGUGGCAAUGGAUUUUAGCUCAAAUCCUUGAUUCACCUGUGUUCAAAUUGGAUUGUAAAUUAGAACCGUUCCUGUUGUCCUAUUUUGAAUUGCAUUAGGAAUAGGUAACCCAAUAAGAGUAUUUGCAAUCUAACCGUUGAAAGGUGUGAUAGGGAGCUACCUCACAUGAAGGCUGUUUCUAUCUUUUGUUUACAAAGUGAUCCCUAUCAAAUCUAUGCUGAAUGACAUUUCAAUUUAGUUCAUACUGCUUUGUACAUGCAUAAUAUCAAAGCUACGUCACUGAGCUUGGAGAUUUAAUUUUAAGGAAAAUUCGGGUUCUAGUGAUUGUUUCCUUUUGGUUUUGACUUCAUCCAAUUUGGAGGUUUGAUUUGUGAGUCGAGAUCAAGUCCUCACCAUAAUAGAGAUGGAAAAUUCAAAUCUUGUGGUACUCUUGCUGCACAUUUCAGGUUGUCGACAGCAUUUUCUCUGAGUACAGAUACUGAAAAGGAGUACAUUUCGCGUGUUCCUUAUGCGAGUGCUGGUGGAAGCCUUAUGUAUGCAAUUGUUUGCAUUCGUCCAUAUAUUUCUCAUGUUUUUGGUGUUGUUAAGAAGUACAUGUCUAAUCCAGGAAAGGAGCAUUAACAUGCGGUAAAAUGGUUGCAUUACCUAAGGGGUGCAUCAAAUGUGAUUUGGAUUGUGGAAGAUCUACUAUAGGUGAUGUGUUACACUUGCAGGAAUUCAACUAGUUGGAGGUCAAUGCUUCAAACUGUGGUUGCCUUGUCUACUACUGAAACAGAAUGCAUGGUUGAAGGGAGUUAGAAAUUGGAGAGUAUGCAAUGGAAUUUUGUUUUUGGUUGAUAUGAACUUUAUACCAAGUUGUCAAUUACACAAAUUGUCUUGUACCAAAUUAUUUUAGACUGGGCACAGAUUAUGGCCAGGUGUUGUCUGUGAGCUAGUUUUUCUACAUAAUGCUGUAAUGAUGUUUACCUAAUGAAUAUGAUACAUGAAGAGGGAAAACAAGUUGAAAAGGAUAUGCAAUGCAGAUUUUGGGAUUUUGAGGGGUACAACAGAGAGAAAAAAUAGGCAAUGUGGGAGAAAUCUUAAGAUGGGAGGUGUAUAUUCUCAAUUAAAAAUGUUAUCAUAUGGCACUCUCUGUCGCCCUAAUUUUCGCCCUCCACUGUUUUACUUUUCUACGGUGAUUAUGUCUUACAUGCCUCUCAUUUCCUACGUCAUUCUCUCUCAUCUCUUCUGUGGUGUCUUUUAGUAAAAUUAAUAGUUUUUGUUAUAAGCCAGUCAGUUUCUAUUUGUAUGUGUGUGUGUGCAUGUAUGCAUGUGUGUAUUAUAUAUAUAUACUCUCUCUUAUUGAUCUAUCUUCCCCUCCUUAUUCCUUUCCUUUUAUAACAUGUCAUCGUAUCUUUUUUUUUAAAUCUUUUUGUAAAACUGGCUUGAGCAUCCGUCCUUGCAAGUUUUGCUUGAGGUUCGGAGGUCUUAGUAUUCGUAAUUUGAGACAGCACAACUCGGUGCUACAUGGGAAAUGGUGGUGGCUAUUGGGUACCUAGUCAGACCACCUUUGAAUCGACAUCAUGAAACACAAAUAUGGCCUAAUAUCCUAUUAUUGGGUUUCGGAGAUUAGGGUGAAUAGUAGAGCUUCAGCAGUUUGGAGAUCUAUCUCCUCCUCUCUAGCCUCGUUCAAAAGCCUCAUUCGUUUUCACCCUAGAACUGGGAAUAGGGUCCCGUCUCUGGCAUCUGGUUUGACCAAGUACCCCUUAAGGUCCAAUUCCCUCAACUCUUUUCGCUUGAUCGAUUCCAACAGGCUUCAGUGGCUGACGAGAUGACCUUAGCCGGCUCGUUGAAACGGGGACUUGGUCUUUAGAAGAUCUCAUAGAUUCAAAAAUUUCCAUCUUCUCAGAGCUAAGCAUUGUUUCUUGGCUGUCUCAUGGUGAGGAUCAUAUUAUAUGGACCCCCUCUCCCUCGGGUUUAUUCUCGGUCUCUUCAUUUUAUCACAAACUCAUUCGGCCACCCACUUUUCCCCUCUCCCCUACAUCCCCUGUAGCUCAAGCCUAGGCAUCUUUCGCCCCCCCUCCAGGUUUUCAUGUGGCUUGAUCCUCUCCUAGAGGGUCCUUACUGUGGACCACCUCCAGAGGAGAGGCAUUGCCCUUCCAAAUUGUUGUGUUCUAUGUGUGGCUGCGGAAGAGAGCAAUGCCCAUCUUUUUAUUCAUUGCAUGUUCGCCUAUAUGAUUUGGGGCAAAGUCCUAAGCCUUUUCCACUACCAGUGGGUCCUGCCCGCCAAUGUACCUCAGCUCUUAAACUCCUUUCAACCUUUUCCAUGGCGUAAAGCGGGCAUCUCCCUAUGGAAAUCUUCGGUAGCAGCAACAGUUUCGGCCUUGUGGAUUGAACGUAAUAAUCGAAUUUUUCAGGGGAAGCCCUAUUCUCCAAAAUUAAAUCUUUGAUAGUUUUAUGGGCUACUAACCAUAAGAGUUUCAUAGGAGUCGCACUCUCUGCCUUCUACUAAAAUUGGGAGGCCCUUCUUCUUUCGUGCCCUAAUCGCAUUCCUCGGGCUCCUGCUUGGAGCCCUCUCUUCUUGGGACACUUAAAGCUUAAUUUUGAUGGCUGCUCUUUAGGUAACCUUGCCUCAUCGGGAAUUGGUUCAAUUAUCAUAGACCAUAAUGGAGUCAUUUUGGCUUCGAUUUUCAAGAAUAUCGGCCAUACUGACUCCAAUACUGCUGAAGCUCUUGCUCUGCUUGAAGGAGUUAGGCUUCUCCACCCUUCUAGGAUUUCCCUAAUCGAUGUUGAGGGUGACUCUAAGAAUAUUAUUGGUUGGGUGUCUAAAAUCUCUCCUAUCCUGUGGAACUCUAGCUCUCAUUUUUGAUGAAAUCGAACACCUUUACAGGGAUACACACAUCUCAUGGAAGAAUAUUCGAGGGAGUCAAACCAUGAAGCUAACACCCUAGCUAAGGAUGCCGCUUGCUUGGAUUACGUGCAGAUUUUUUGAUGGCUCAUUUUUUAUGGCCCCUUAUAUUUUAACAUUGUAAUUUUGUAAGAAUGGCCUUUGUUUAGUUUUCACAGUUUUUACCCUACGGGGGCUGUUGUAUAUAGGGCAUCUGCGUGUGGAUUGCCAAUUUUUUGUACUCUGUAUUCCCCUUUCUAAUCCAAUACAAUGUUAACAGAUUCAAAAAGAAAAUAAAAAUGCAAAUCGUCUUUCGGUCAAUACUCAUUAUGUGGAGCUUCCCUCGUUAAAUGUUAGGUUUUGGCAUAUCAGUUAGAAGGUUGUGUGAUUUUUUGUUGAAGUAGUAUUUGGAAAACCUGACUAGUGGGCCAAACCAUUCUUGGUGGAACCAAUCUAGAUCCGUGAACCGGCAGGUUCCGAUCUGGUUCAUGAGGGGAAAAUUGUAUAGAAACUGAAAGAAUAAUAAAACAAAAUAAAACCUUUGGAAGAGGGUGGGUCCAUGGGUUUUUUGCCUCAGGCACAUGCCCCAUUGGUUUAGGUUCAAACAAGGUGAUCCGAUCCGCAUUUUAAAACACUACUUUUUAUCGAGUUCCUUAUAGUCCAUGUGAGCUGUGCCCUCAUUUGCUUUUUGAUAAUUUCUUUUAUUGCGAACUUAACCCUUGGGAAAUUUAGCUUUUCGUAAUUUACUUAUAAUUACCUUAAUAACUGUUAAAUUUCAAGUAUUUGCAUCAAGGGAAUUGUUAAUGCUUGACUGAAAGUUCCAAUUUGACAUUUAGGUGAACAUUUGUGAGAUUUGUGGUGUUAGAGGCUACAGUAAUUGUUUUAUCCUCUGCAAUGAGUGUAAUCGGGUUGCGCGACAUCGCUAUUGUUUUAAGGAACUAUUGGGAGGUGAUUCUGGGUUCGUCUGGGCAUGCGAUGGAUGCAAGUUUAAGGACUCUCAAGUUACCUCCUCCAUGUUUCCAAAAACAUUGAGUACCCAUUGUGCUACCAAAUGCAUCGCUUCAGGAAAGAAGAAUGGGGCAUCCAAUGUUAAGGGAAAGCGGUCUAGAAAAAAGUGCAAAAGAAAGCUUAGUAUUUCAUAUGGAGCUGAUGACUUGGAGGAAGAGAAAGCCCCAAAUGACACUGGGAAUGAAAGGGCUACAUGCAAAGAUAACUCUACCACAGAUAUGGCCUUGGCAUUGGAUGUUGCAGUUCCAGUGCAUAUGUUGCAAGAUGCUUCUGAUGUUCCAUCGGAGAUAAUUCACUCGCAUGGUUCAUUUCAUCAAGCGACAUAUGUACCUGCACAACCAAUAAUUGAUUCCAUAUGGAGAGGUGAAUUUGAAACUGGGAACAAAAUCUAUGGCAUGUUUGUAGCGCACCCAUCGAACAAAGCCAUUUCAAGAGUUCAUGAAGGGGCAAGGAAGCUACCUGCUACGCUUCAUAUGCAAAAGUUACCAAGAUGUGAAGUGUGGCCUCAACGAUUUCAGACUUUACCUCCUAAUGAUGAGGACAUUGGUCUUUAUUUCUUUCCAGAGAUGGAUGAAAGAAGUUUGGUGCUGUUUCAUGAGCUGCUGGAAGAUUUGAUGCAACAUGACAUAGCCUUGAAGUUUGUUGUGGAUAGCAUUGAACUGCUAAUAUUCUCUUCAAUCCAACUCCCCAAAGAAACUCAGAGAUUCAGUGGGAGAUAUUAUAUCUGGGGAAUAUUCAGACAAGUUACGCAGAAGAAAUCAUGUGAUAUGGAGCAGGAAGAGAAGUGUGAUGCAUGUGAUGAGAAUGGUGGGUCAGAGAUAUCAAAUCCUAAUACUCCUGUUUCUGAAUCACAAGAAAAGUUUACAAAGUGUAGAGUGAAUGGUGCACCUUCCUAUUGUGAGGAUGACAUGUUAGAGCUUUUUCCUCUUAGGGAAGAGAACUUGGCCAUUGUUACUAGGAUGGGAAGUGAUUGUGAGCUUGAUCUUGAUUUAGGGCUUGGCCGAUCUGCACCCCGUUCUGGGAAGGUUUAGUUCAGUUGAAGUCUUUCAAGAACUCAAAGCCGGGUUCUCUGUUUUCUGACAAGAUGUCUGGAUAUCAGUAUAUAGGCCUAACGGUUAGGCAAGAAAGACACCUUCAUCUUUCUUUUCACCUAGAAAUAUUUUGCUGAAAUGACAUCGAUUCGAAGAGACCAAACUGUUCUGGGGAUUCUCUGCAGAUUACAGGUUUGUAUAUAAAAUACCAGGGUUCUUGCCGGCAAUGUCACCAGGAAGUUUCAUUUCAUGUUUCGUCCUAUGGUACUGUAGAAUUUUUGUGGUGUUUAUCAUCAAAUCAUAGGAAUGCAGAGUAUUUUUUGGUAACUGAGUUUGUAAAGUGGUUUUUUACCUUUUUUUAGCAGAUCUUGUGGAUUUGACUUAUGGUUUUUCUAUCUGUAGAAUUUGUGCUCCCAUUUCUCUCUGUUUGUGCAGUACGUACUGGCCAUUUUGUCAUGAUACUCCUCUAAAUGAUUCACUGGCACCAUUUAGGUGUCUUGAUAAUUUCCAUGAAUGUUAGUCUUUGGAAGCUUAUGUGAUA